This is a messenger RNA of Papilio polytes (common Mormon), 1076 nucleotides long. RefSeq names its product cytochrome b5-like. The record is from RefSeq and is a predicted model, not a curated record. NCBI's taxonomy places the organism in Eukaryota, Metazoa, Arthropoda, Insecta, Lepidoptera, Papilionidae. Bases 330 to 803 code for a protein of 157 amino acids. Gene Ontology annotation, cellular component: membrane; intracellular membrane-bounded organelle. The transcript has 3 exons. Gene Ontology annotation, molecular function: heme binding.
ACAGUCAUUCACAAAUUACAAGUUAUAGAUGUCAAUUCAAAUAGUAUAACCAGUUUGUGGCAAUGUUCUACUCUCUCGUGCAUUAUUCUAUAAAACUGAAUACUUUACUCGAUUGCGAACAGUGGUGGCUUAGUGACAACUGGUGUGAUAGUCAUUCCCCGCGUUUUGAACAUCAGCAAAGAUAACAGAAGCUUCUUCCAUCUAUCGGAUAACGGGAUAAACAGUAUCUGAGUACGUGAGUGUCCAGUAGAGAAGCGUUCCCAGGCACUAUCAGUGAUAAAGAAAACCAGUGAAGACAGAAGAUCUUAUUGUAAUUAAAUCGUGACGUCAUGGCUACCGUGCAAGCUCCUCCCGAACUGAACCUGCCUUCGCCACUGCCCGUCGCACAGAAUUCCUCAGAGUUUGACUUUGUGACACUCACGAUGACAGCUCUGCGCCUCGUGAACCCGUGGGCUGUGGAGGCCAAGUCUCAAUGGCAGGCCCGAAUCGAACCCGGAACUCCGGAAGCCAAAGAUCGCAUCUUGACCUUAGCCGAGGUGUCCCAGCACGACACGCCGCGCGACUGCUGGGUGGUUAUCUACGACCGCGUGUACGAUAUCACUACAUUUUUGGAUGAGCAUCCCGGUGGGGCGGAUAUAAUGUUGGAGUACGCGGGUGGUGACGCGAGUACCGCGUUCCGUAGUUCGGGCCACUCGAAGAGCGCGGCGAAGGCCCUGGAGCGCUUCGUGGUGGGCGAGCUGCCCAUGCACGAGAGGAUGUACCGCCGACCGGGCGGCAUGCGCCUUAGCGACAUACCAGAAUGACAUUUUAUUUAUAAUUCUAGAUUUAGUCAAGAAUUGUGUUUACUUUAUUUUUUACAGUGCUUUAAUACUUUCUUUAUUUGAUGUUUUAAUUGUCAAACGUUUAUUUAAAUAUUUUAAUUAUUUUAUGUAAUAAUUAGAUUAUUUGCUUAGUUUAUAAGUGUCGUACUUAAAAGUAUAUUAGAUAUUAUUGUGCUUGUAUUAAUGUCUUUCUGCAUUUAUUGUUACAUUGCAUUUCUUAUUGUAUUUCAGUAUUAAACUGAUUUUAAGUUUUAA